Molecule: messenger RNA, 303 nt
Organism: Microthlaspi erraticum
Lineage: Eukaryota; Viridiplantae; Streptophyta; Magnoliopsida; Brassicales; Brassicaceae
Source: the annotation of a GenBank genome assembly
AUGAGGCCGUUCCUGUCAUGGGAAAGCUCUGGUAGCCAGAAGGAUCUUAAGCGCUCAAGUCCAAACCCAAAGGAAGCCCAGAGAGAGAAUCUCUUCCAUUCACGCUGUCUUGUCCAGGAGAAGAAACAUCCCAAGCCAUAUCAGUUACAAUGGAUCAAUGAGACUGGAGAUAUGAGCGUGAAGGAACAGGUGCUUGUGCCACUAUCUAUUGGAAGCUAUGAAGAUGAGAUUUUGUGUGAUGUCCUGCCUAUGGAUGCUGGACACAUCAUUUGGGAAGGCCUUGGCAAUCUGAUAGGCGAGUGA